AGAUGGUUGGCCCGGUAGUCCAGGAUGAUUUGCUGUCUAUUUUACUUCGUUUCAGGCAGCAUAAAUACAUUUUAUCAGCUGAUGUGGCGAAAAUGUACAGAUGCAUAGAAGUACAUCCUGAUGACAGAAAUCUACAGCAGAUUGUCUGGCGUGUUAAUUCUAGUGAUCCCAUCACAGCCUUUAAGUUGAAUACUGUCACCUAUGGUACAGCCAGUGCUCCGUUCCUUGCUACGCGCUGCCUUAAACAACUUGGCCUUGAAUGUAACGACAAGAAGACAGCUGAAAUCAUAUUGCAUGACUUCUACGUCGAUGACUUGCUCACAGGCAGCGAUGAUUUGGAGGAAGCCAAGGCAAUACGUGAAAGCGUUACCACGGUGCUAGCAUCCGCAGGUAUGCCAUUGAGAAAGUGGAGGUCAAAUGAACCCGAAUUGCUUUCAGAGAUUUCUGAGACAUCACUUGAUCUUAACAUUGGUUCUCAAGAGCCGAACAAGUUGUUAGGUCUUGGUUGGCAUUCGGAUUCAGAUGACCUCUGCUUUCCAUUAAAUUCAUUGGUAACUGAUGGCAAUACCAAACGUGAAUUGCUUUCUGUUAUUGCUCAGGUGUUUGACCCCUUGGGUCUUUUAGCUCCAUGUAUUAUUACCAUGAAAAUGCUCAUGCAAGGUUUAUGGUUGGACAAGCUUUCAUGGGAUGAACCGUUGCCUUCGGAGAUUAAGAAGCGAUGGAAUGAGAUCACCAAAUCUUUAUCCCUUUUAAAUGCCGUUCGCUGUCCACGAAUCAUGGUUUGUGACGCACAUAAAACUGUGCAGUUGCAUAUAUUUUCAGAUGCAUCUGAGCGCGCAUAUGGUGCAUGCGCGUAUGUUCGCAGCGUUGAUAGUACAGGAGAUGUCACGGUUCGAUUAUUGAUAGCCAAAAGUCGUGUAGCACCGAUUAAGCCAGCGACAAUACCGCGUUUGGAGUUGUGCGGUGCUUUAAUGGGUGCGCGACUUUUUGAGAAGGUGGUCGAUUCACUUCGGAUCAAGAUUGAUCAGAUCUUCUUUUGGUCAGACUCCACAAUUGUCUUGGGAUGGUUAAGAAUGUUGCCUUGUAAACUUCAGCCCUUUGUGCGUAACCGCGUAGCUGAAAUAUUAGAAAAGGCUGGUAACCAUACGUGGAGACACGUUCCCACAGAUUUAAAUCCAGCAGACCCAAUAUCUCGUGGUGUGGAUAUUGGUAACCUGCUUGGUCUGAAGUUGUGGUGGUCUGGUCCUGAAUUCUUGAAGAAUGAUCUGUCGGAGUGGCCUUCUCAGCCCAAGCAUGUCGGCCCUUUACCGGAGACACGUCCUGACGCUGAUGUAUCUUUGAAUGCAACUAUUUCUGAAGGAAAAGCAUUCGUUGACUUUAGCCGCUUUUCAAAUCAUUCACGGCUUAUCCGUGCAGUGGCUUAUGCUUUGCGUUUUAUUAAACAUUGCAGGAAGCAAAUUUCUGAGACUGACUAUUUGACAGACGAAGAAUUACGUAAAGCAUCAAAUCUAUUAAUUUCAAAAUGUCAAGAGGAUUCUUUUCCUGAGUAUAAAUUACUAUUAAAUAAAGAGAGUUUGCCUAAAAAAAAGUCCAUUGCUUAAAUUUAACGUUUUUAUUGACGAUGACCACAUCAUGCGUGUUGGAGGUCGUCUUGAUAACUCAAAUUUUUCGUAUGAUAAAAGGCAUCCUAUAUUACUACAGUCCACUCAUUUGUUUACACAACUAUUAUUUACCUAUCAACACAAAAGGUUGAUGCAUGCCGGUCCACAGUUGUUACUGGCAUGCAUUAGGGAAACUUAUUGGCCAAUAGGAGGUCGUAACUUAGCGAAGGCCUGCUAUCACAAGUGUGUACUAUGUCAACGCAUGAAGGGUAAAGUAGUGACUCCUUUGAUGGGAAACUUACCUCAGCAGCGUCUCCUUCCAGGUGGUUUUCCUUUUGAAAGUGUGGGUGUUGAUUACGCCGGUCCCAUCAUGAGUGCAUCUCGUCAAGGUCGCGGGUGUAGGCUUGUUAAGGUGUAUAUCUGCAUAUUUGUCUGUUUCACUACCAAGGCAAUUCAUUUAGAGUUGGUAGGUGAUUUAACAAGUAAUACCUAUUUAUUAGCAAUUCGCAGGUUCAUUGCACGUAGGGGAAAGCCUCUCCAUAUAUUCUCUGACAACGGUACGUCGUUUGUUGGUGCGUGCAAUGAUAUUUCCGCCUUCCUAAAAAGCAAUUGCAAUUUUUUGAGCGAAAAUAUGG
Molecule: messenger RNA, 2236 nt
Organism: Plutella xylostella (diamondback moth)
Lineage: Eukaryota; Metazoa; Arthropoda; Insecta; Lepidoptera; Plutellidae
Source: RefSeq, a predicted model, not a curated record